Closterium sp. NIES-65 is the source of this 4986-nucleotide messenger RNA. The record is from the annotation of a GenBank genome assembly. NCBI's taxonomy places the organism in Eukaryota, Viridiplantae, Streptophyta, Zygnematophyceae, Desmidiales, Closteriaceae.
AUGUCCUUGGCCGUUUCCUUAGCCCACGCAGGCGGCGUGCCAGCAUGCGUGCAGAGGAAGGGCGUCUCUCUGAUCGCCAGCGAGCGAAGCCAACCUAAUUCCGUCAAGUUCAGGCCAUCUUCCUCCGUUUACAGUGUCUCUAGUAGUCUUGCGAAGACUACCGCCGUCAGACGACUAGGCGUCGCACAGCAAUGGCAAGGCCAAGCCAGACAUUCCCUGCGGACAAGGCCCACCCGAGCGACUCGUCCCUCAGCAGGCAUCGCGCACCCCACGCUUUCUCACACCCCUUCCGGGUGCCGCUGCAGCAGCAGCAGCAGCACCAGGCUAACCUCCUCGUCCUCUUCCGCCCUUCAAUAUAGUCACCUCGGACAAAGAACUCGCGUGCAGCAACAACAGCGGCGGCAACGUGAAGCUGUCGCCUCUUCCGAAUUUCUCGGCCGCACCUUGCGCACGCCCGUCGCUCGCUCUCUUCCCCGCGCCACUCCGCCUUCCGCCGGCUCUCGCGCCGAUUUCCCCCGCAGCCCUGAUGGACCCUCCGCAGCCGGCGCGCGGUUCUCCCGCCGCUGCCGCCUGGCCGUGUCGCCGCGGUCGCAGUCGCAAGCGUCGCAGGGCCCCACCGAGCCGCAAGCCGCGCCGUCCGCGUCGCCGCCGAUCCCGGCGGAUAUUCUGCCGGCGCUGGGAAACCUAGUGGAAAUCAUAGGCCGAAUGAAGGAGGAGGAGGAGGGGAAGAAGGGGCAAUACCUAGGUGACGACGCCGGCGAGGAGGGGGAAAUGGGGGAAGCGGCGGGCGGGGAGGCGGAGCGGGUGACGAUGUCGGACGCGGAGCGCGCGGAGGUGGAAGCGCUGCUGAGCGAGCGGCUUCCGAGCCACCCGAAGGUGCACCGCGGCAUGCUCGAUAACGGGCUGCGAUACGUCAUCCUGCCCAACAAACUGCCGCCCAACAGGUUCGAGGCUCAUUUGGAGAUGCACGUAGGGUCGGUGGACGAGAGGGAAGACGAGCAGGGCCUGGCGCAUCUGAUCGAGCACGUCACCUUCCUGGGGUCGCGCAAGAGGGAGAAGCUGCUGGGCACGGGCGCGCGCUCCAACGCCUACACCGACUUCCACCACACCGUCUUCCACGUGCACGCGCCCGUCACCAUGCAGGGCUCGCAGGAGCCGAUGCUGCCGAUGGUGCUGGCGGCGCUGCAUGAGAUCGCGUUCGCGCCCAAGUUCCUGCCGUCGCGCAUUGACAAGGAGAGGCGCGCCGUGCUGUCGGAGAUGCAGAUGAUGAACACCAUCGAGUACCGCGUUGACUGCCAGCUGCUGCACCACAUGCACUCGGAGAACCUGCUGAGCUGUCGUUUCCCGAUAGGGCAGGAGGAGCAGGUGAAGAAGUGGCCGGUGGAUCAGAUCCGCGCCUUCCACGACCGCUGGUACUUCCCGGCCAACGCCACGCUCUACGUCGUGGGGGACCUGGCGUCUGUGUCAGAUAUUAUCCGACUCAUUGAGGUGGAUCAGAUCCGCGCCUUCCACGACCGCUGGUACUUCCCGGCCAACGCCACGCUGUACGUGGUGGGGGACUUGGCAUCAGUCGCGGACAUUAUUCGGCUCGUUGACGUGAGUGAGUGGGUGGUUGUUCACAGCCACAGCGGAGGGGAAGGGGUUGGUGCGACUCACAGCCUUCCACAGAUAUCAUCCGGCUCAUUGAGAGGCAUGCACAUGCCGCCUCCCCCCAGCCCCACACCCACCAUCCCCGCCCACUCCCCCUCCGUCCACUCCUCCACUCUCCCCCUCUCCAUCUCACACCACCACUCCUCCGCGCCCUCCCUCACUCCCGCCUCCGCCUCCUCCGCGCCCAGCCUCACUCCCCCCAUGCACCCCGCCACUUCCCCCACCAUGCCCGCCGUCCCCCCCAGCUCCGCGCUCUCCGCCCUGCACCCCCAUUCCGCCGAGUCCCCCUCCCCAUACGCCUCCCCCGCGACCAUCCCCGGUCCUGUGCGCAAGGAGAGGCAUGCUGUGCGCCCGCCUGUGCGCCACACGUGGGCGAGAGAACACCUGGAGGGGGAGAGCGCGGGGGGGAGUGCGGGGGAAGGCGCGGACGUAGGGGGAAGGCCGGGGGGAGAGGGGUUUUUGCCCCCGGCGGUGGUGCCGUCAGCAGCAGCGGUGCAGCAGCAGGCAGCAGCAAGGGAGGGCGUGGUGAUGCCAGUUAUCUUUCAACACGAGCUGCUGCAGAACUUCUCUCUCACCAUGUUCUGUAAGAACCCAGUGAAGCAGGUGCAGACGCUGGGCGACCUGCGGCGUGCUGUGAUGCAGCGCAUUGUGCUCAACGCGCUGCAGUUCCGCAUCAACAACCGCUACAAGAACGGCACAGUGCCCUUCCUAGGAGUGGACCUGGAUCACAGCGACAGUGCCAGGGAGGGGUGCACCGUCACGACGCUCACAGUCACAGCGGAGCCCACGGACUGGCAGUCUGCGCUCACCGUCGCCCUGCAGGAGGUGCGGCGCCUGCAGCAGUUCGGCCUCACGCGCGGCGAGCUCGCCCGCUACGUCACCACCAUGCUGCGCGACAGUGAGCACAAUGCAGCUAUGACGGACGCGAUUCAUUCCAUCGACUCUCUGGAUUUUCUCAUGGAGAGUUUCGCCCUGGGCCAUGCGGUUCUGGACCCCGAGCAGAGCUUUGAGUGCCUGUCGGCCAUCGCGCCGACGAUUGAGCUGGAGGAUGUGAAUGCGGCAGCAGCGGAGGUGCUGGAGUUUGUGGCGGAGUAUGGGAAGGCGGAGGCGCCGCGACCGGCUGCGAUUGUGGUGUGCGUGCCGACGAGGAUGCACGUGCAGGGGGGCGAGGGGGGAAGGGAGAAGGGAGAGGAGAGGAGCGGGAGCGGGAAUGGGGCGAUGGUGCAGAGCUCUUCCUCUGCAGCUGCUGGAGCAGGGGCGGGGGUAGGGGCGACAGCGAGUGAUGUGGUGUUUGAGGUGACUCCCGAGGCGGUAAGGGAUGCGCUGCUGGCAGGGCUCAGGGAAGACGUGCAGCCCGAGGACGAGGUGGAGGUCCCCCGCACGCUCAUUUCCGAUGCUGAGCUGGCGGAGUUGCAGCAGAAGAUCCGGCCUCGAUUCGUGCCGUUCCCGCCCACGGAGGGUAACGCUGCUGACGUGGCGCCGUCUGAGUGGCGUGUGCGGCAGUACAAUAAGGAGACGGGCAUCAUCCAGCGCCGCCUCAGCAACGGCAUCCGCGUCAACAUGAAGGUGACGGACAACGAGGCAAAGGGCGGGGUGCUGCGGCUGGUGUUCCCGGGGGGGCGGGCCAAGGAGGACCCGCAGGGGGCAGGCGAGGUGGCCGUGGGCGUGAGGACACUCAGUGAGGCGGGGCGCGUUGGGGACUACAGCCGCGAGCAGGUGGAGCUGUUCUGCCUGGCGAAUCUCGUGAACUGCAUGCUGGAGGCGGAUGAGGAGUGCGUCGCACUCGACCUGCACUUCGCCACACGCUACGGCGGCCUUAAAGCGUCCUUCCAGCUCCUGCACAUGCUGCUGCAGCAUCCGGCAUGGGACGAGGAUGCGCUGGAGAGGGCCAAGCAGGCAUACCUCUCCUUCUACAGGUCUCUCCCGAAGAGUCUGGAGCGGCUGACAGCGAGCAAGCUGAUGGGCGCCAUGUUCGAUGGGGACACACGGCUGCUGGACCCGCAUCCCGCCAUUGUGUCCAACCUCACGCUUGACACCGUGCGCCAUGCCGUCAUGCAGCAACUGCUGUCGGGGAACAUUGAGUUGAGCAUAGUGGGCGAUUACAGCGAGGAGGAGAUGACAGACCACAUUCUCAAGUAUCUCGGCACUGUCACCGCCCUCCCUCCGCCCGCCCACGUCGUCUCGCCCUUCGCCGCACUCCCUCCCAACCCCGCCUCCACGCCCUCGCCCCCCUCCACCACUGUGCUGCCCCCGCUGCACCCGCCCCCCGUGCUCGCCCUCCCUGGGGAACCGCCCUUCAAGAUGGUCACUUCCUGCCCGCCUGCCCUGCGCCACCAGAAGGUGCUCUUGCGAGACACAGAUGAGAGGGCCCGAGCCUACAUCGCAGGUCCGGCACCUAACCGGUGGGGAUUCGCACCAGAUGGGCGGGAUAUCAACACGAUCCUGGAGCCCAUUCCGCCUGGCUACACAGCAUCGCGAGCAGCAGCAAUGGCAGAUGAAGGCCCGCUGCUGGCGAGAGCAAUGAGGCACCUUUUCACCAUGGGGCGAGGCAACACGCACAGCCCUAAUGGAAGGGCACCGGGAGGAGCGGGAGCAGCGGGAGGUGGUGGGAGGGGCGAGGGCAGCCUUUUAGGAGACCCUGAUGCACAGGCGGUGGCGGUGGCGCCGUUGGGAACAGCAGUGGUGGAGGGCGCCGACGGGCGCAAGUACUGGCACCGGCGCCGCCACCCGCUGUACACGUCGGUGGGCGUGCUGCUGCUGCAGGAGAUUGUCAACGCUCGCCUGUUCACGACAGUGCGGGACGCCCUGGGGCUGACAUACGAUGUCAACUUUGAGAUAUCGUUGUUUGACCGCCUCGCCACCGGCUGGUUCUGCAUCAGCGUCACCUCCACACCCGCCAAGAUCCAGCAGGCCGUGGAAGCUUCCCUGAACGUUCUCAGGGGGCUGCAGGCGAACCGCAUCACACAGAGGGAGCUGGACCGGGCCAAGCGUACGCUCAUUAUGCGGCACGAAUCCGACCUCAAGGACAAUGCCUACUGGCUGGGCAUGCUCACACACCUGCAGUGCGACUACGUGCCGCGCAAGACGGUCUCGUGCAUCGCGGACCUGCCGUGUAUCUAUGAGAUCACCACAGUGGACGAUGUGUACACGGUGUACAACCACAUCCCGCUCGAUGAUAACAGUGUCUUCACGUGCAUUGGUGUGGCCGGGGCCGUUGGGUCGGACGUGGACUCGGCAGGAAGUGAAAGCGAUGCGAGCGACGCAGAGCCAGUAUCACCAGCGGGCACAAUGAGUGGCGGCAGGGGCGCCUCCCUGAUGACGCGGCCCACAGCAUGA